AUGUCGUCGGUGACAUGUGACCGGCCGAGGAGGAAGUCGGCGUGCGUAACCGGAGGGGACGGGUACAUCGCGUCGGCGCUCGUGAAGAUGUUGCUGGAGAAGGGAUACGCCGUGAAGACGACCGUCAGAAAGUCCGAUGACCUGGAGAAGGUACCCCAUCUAAAGGAUUUGCAAGCGCUCGGCCCCUUGGACGUCUUCCGCGCCGACCUGGAAGACGAGGGCAGCUUCGAUGACGCCGUCGCCGGCUGUGACUAUGCCUUCCUCGUCGCCGCUCCGGUUAUCCUGAACGCAGAGAACCCAGAGAAAGAAGUGAUCGAGCUGGCCGUCAAUGGCACCCUCAACGUGAUGAGGUCGUGCGUGAGGGCGGGGACGGUGAAGCGCGUGGUCCUGACGUCGUCGGCGGCGGCCGUCUCCGACCGACCGCUGCUGGAAGGCGACGGCCAUGUCCUGGACGAGGAGUCCUGGUCCGACGUCGACUUCCUCAGAGAAAACCAGACCAUUGGCUGGGCGUAUGCUGUCUCCAAGGUGCUUGUCGAGAAGGCAGCGUGCGCAUUCGCUCAGGAGAAGGGCAUCAGCUUGGUCACCGUGUGCCCCGUCGUGGUGGUGGGCGCGGCGCCGGCGACGAGGGUCAACACCAGCGUGCUCGACGUCCUCUCCCUGCUAUCCGGCGAUGACGAGAGGAUCCGCAUCCUGGAACUCAUUCAGAGGGCGUCCGGCUCGAUCGCGAUGGUCCACGUCGACGACCUCUGCCGCGCCAAGAUCUUCGUCGCCGAGGAGGAAGAGGCGGCGUCUGGCAGGUACAUCUGCUGCAGCCUGAACACCACCGGCGUGGAGCUCGCCCGGUUCCUGGCCGCCAAGUACCCGCAGUACAACGUCAAGAUCGACCGGUGCGUACGAACUACUCAAUCCGCUCUUCUCUGGUUCAGUGGUCUCCCCGAGAAGCCGAGGGUCCGCAUCUCGUCGGCGAAACUCGUCGGGGAAGGGUUCGAGUUCAGGUACAAGACGCUGGACGAGAUAUAUGAUAACGUCGUCGACUACGGAAGGGCCUUGGGAAUCCUGAAGUACUAGAAUGACGGGCCUGUCCAUAAUUGGAUAUCCGAACCAAACAAUUCGAAUAAACCCAGCUUCUCCCGAAAUCAUAAUUUGCUGAAAUGUGGGUCUUCAGUU
Messenger RNA from Lolium rigidum, 1167 nucleotides. Its product is annotated as anthocyanidin reductase ((2S)-flavan-3-ol-forming)-like. NCBI's taxonomy places the organism in Eukaryota, Viridiplantae, Streptophyta, Magnoliopsida, Poales, Poaceae. The record is from RefSeq and is a predicted model, not a curated record. Gene Ontology annotation, molecular function: oxidoreductase activity, acting on the CH-OH group of donors, NAD or NADP as acceptor. The transcript has 6 exons. The coding region runs from base 1 to 1068 and encodes 355 amino acids.